Fusarium sp. VM40 is the source of this 1641-nucleotide messenger RNA. NCBI's taxonomy places the organism in Eukaryota, Fungi, Ascomycota, Sordariomycetes, Hypocreales, Nectriaceae. The record is from the annotation of a GenBank genome assembly.
AUGUCUACUAUCACUGCAGAAGCCGGCAAGGUUACUAUGAACGCGACGCGACACGAAAAAGCCCUUGGAGAACUACGCCUUUGUGAUCCAGAAACAGACAGCAUCAUCCUCAUUCCGACCCCGACAAACGACCCCAAUGAUCCUCUCAAUUGGCCCAAACCCUAUCGCGUCUACAUUGCUGUGCUUGUCUCAUUCGCCAUCUUUUUUGGUAACUUUCUAGCCGCGGGUCCUACUGUAGCCAUUAUGAACGUUACCACCGAUUAUUUUGGCUCUGCAAGCUCAGACCUUGACAGUAAUAUCGCGAUGGCCGCAUACUUCUUCACCACUACCGCGCUUCUCCAGGGCGUGUCCAACUUAAUGUGGUUGCCUCUCAUUGUGAAAUUUGGUCGCCGCCCGGUAUAUGUCGCUUCUUUCACGCUUUAUACGGCCGUCGUGGCUUGGGCGGGCGGUGCUACUUCGUUCAAUAGUGAGUUGGGUGCGCGUAUCAUGAUGGGAGUCGCUUCGGGUGCAGCUGAGUGCCUGGCACCAUUGACAAUCUCGGAUCUCUUCUUUGUGCAUGAGAGAGGCACUAUAAUGGCGAUCUACACUACAGCUUUGUCAGCUGGGGUUGGCUGUGGCAUUGUGAUUGCUGGACUAAUCACCAAGGACCUACACUGGCGAUACAUCUAUUGGGUCAGCCUCAUCUUGAUUGGCUCCUGCACUAUCCUGAUCAUAUUCACCUUUCCAGAGACUAGAUACGAUCGAGCUGAAGGUCCAGGAGACGGUCGAACAAUUACCGAGCAUGAGGGGAUUAUCAGCCAAAACUCCAAAGCAGAAGGGAUAGAUUCGGACUCAACAAGACAAGGUUAUUUCUCGUUUUCCCCAAAGCGAACCUAUCGCCAAAAUCUGGCGCUUUUCAGCGGCAUUCACACCCAAGAGUCUUUCAUGAAGCUCGUUAUCCGUCCUAUUAUUCUCCUUACUCUUCCUCCAGUUCUAUGUGCUACUCUGACGAUGGCCGUCACUAUUGGUUUUCUUGUUGCAAUCACCUCCAACUUCGCUGUCGCUUUUGAUGCAGUGUACGAGUUUGAACCGUGGCAAUCCGGUCUCUGCUUCAUUGCUAGCCCAGUAGGAGCCGGAAUUGGCGCCUUCUUUGGUGGUCGGUUCAGCGACAUAGUGGCUGAUUGGUUCACUCGACGUAAUGAUGGUAUACGAUGCCCAGAGAUGCGUCUACCAGCCAUCUCCAUCUCUCUUGUCACCGCUCCACUUGCCCUUACUCUCUAUGGAGUUGGGAUCGACAAAGAAUGGCAUUGGAUCGUGCCUACCAUAGGUCUUGGUCUUUUGAGCUUCUCUAUCGUCCAAUCCACCAAUAUCAGCUUGGUCUAUACUAUCGACAGCUAUCGUCCAAUAGCAGGGGAACUGGCUGUUACACAGCACGCAUUCAAGUCUGUAUUUGGCUUUCUUCUUUCCUUUUAUACCAAUCCGUGGAUCUCCCAGUCUGGGUAUGCAAAUGCAUUUGGUGCAAUGGCUGGGAUAUCGGGAUGCAUCAUUCUGAUGUGGAUUCCCAUGUAUAUUUGGGGUGGUCGAAUUCGGCAGGUUACCUGGGGCUGGCCUUUUAUUAGGCGCUUGGCUCACUGGCAUCAAGAUCGUGAAGUUGGUGAAUAG